Messenger RNA from Oreochromis aureus, 2995 nucleotides. Its product is annotated as tetraspanin-8-like. The transcript is spliced from 9 exons. Gene Ontology annotation, cellular component: membrane. NCBI's taxonomy places the organism in Eukaryota, Metazoa, Chordata, Actinopteri, Cichliformes, Cichlidae. The coding region runs from base 156 to 863 and encodes 235 amino acids. The record is from RefSeq and is a predicted model, not a curated record.
AUUGGGAAACUGGGAGCAGGUGAGGAGUGAAAGGCUGGGGAAUAGAGCGGAGCUGGGAGAGGCCUGAGUGAGUGAAUGAAUGAAUGACAGAACGGAAACAGAAGGAAGCUCGAGAACUCUGAAGCAGGCGGUCGACGUGAAUCGAGGGGAAAACCAUGGCUGUUAACAAGUGUGUCAAAUACCUUCUCUUCUUCUUUAACCUUCUUUUUUGGCUGAGCGGUUGCCUCAUCCUGGCCGUCUCCAUCUACCUGAGAGUCAGCAAGGGUGGAAACGAGAUCACCGAUCAGUACUUCCCUGCCGUCAACCUGAUGAUCGCCAUCGGCGCGAUCAUCAUGGUUCUUGGCUUCCUGGGCUGCUGUGGAGCCCUCAAAGAGAGCCGCUGCAUGUUGCUGCUGUUCUUCAUCUUCCUUCUAAUCAUCUUCAUCCUACUGGUGGCAGCCGGCAUCGCAGGAGCUGUGAGCCAGAAUAAGAUGGAAGACUGGGUGAACAAGCAGUUGAAAGCUAUGUUGCCACUCGCAAACCAACCUCAGUCGGUGAAAAGUGACCUGGAGAAUCUGCAGAAAGAUCUCAAGUGUUGUGGUCUUGUGAACGGAAAGACAGACUGGUCCCCAGAUCCAUUCCCAGAAUCCUGUCGCUGCAACUAUACCAUAAGUGCCACCCCUGUCCCCGGUGCUGAGUGUGGCUCAGAUCGUUACUACAGCACGCCCUGCUCCACCCGAAUCGUCAACCUGAUGAAGGAGAAUAUGGUGAUAGUGCUGGGAAUCGCCUUCGGCAUCGCCGUCCUGCUGAUUUUCGGCUUGGCUUUUUCCAUGGCUCUCUACUGUCAGAUCGGCAAGAAGGACGGACCUACCACCAACGCCUGAGGCACCAUCAUCUCUGCCCAAGUGUAACCACCAUAUAUCCUCCGUGCUAAUGUAACUCAUCCUGUGCUUUCACUGUGAAGGAGCACACUGAGAUUAAAGCUUCUUAUACACGAGUAUGGAGUCCCAAUGGUUACCAAAAAAAUAGACCUUUCAUAUAAUCUGUAUUUUCUGUAAAAGGCAUUAUGUUACCUGAAAUGAUAAAAUAGUUUGUGUCCGAGAGAGGUGAAGCGAGCAGCUUUUAAAAAUCACGCAGUAAAUGCAAAGUAAAAAACUGCAAUAUAAUUAAAUUCUGUUGAUUUAAAAUUUCCCAAAACCUUGAACUGUUAUGAGUAUGUUGGUUAUGAUUUGAUUGUGUAUUUGACAAUGUAUGGAAGCCAAUUUAAGCCAAAAAUAUUCAAUCAAUAGCCAAGUUGAUGCACAAAAUAAAAAUUAGUUUCUCAUGUUCUCGUAAAAGUGACUUUUCCCUUGCUUGUAGCUUUCUUUUUCUCUUAUUUUUUUUUUUUUAAACUUUUGAAAAUGGCAGUCCGGCUAUAUGGAGGACACUUUAAAUCUAAGUUUUCUUACUCUUCUUAAAAGGUGAGUGUAUAGUCUGGAUUUUUAGUUUUAGUUUUUUGUUUGUUUGUUGUUUUUUAUCAUUUUAAUUCUGGUUGUAGCUGGCUUCCAUACAUCUUUCUCAGUGUGUGCUGCCAUAUUAUUUAUAUUAUUUUGGGGGUGUUUUUAUUUUUUUUUAUUUUGUCUUUGCAAUAAUUAAAAAAAAUCCUCAGGAAGUUGAAAUUGUUCUAACAUACCUCCAUCAGUAAAUCUCGCACCCCAUCAUGGUUAUUAUUAUUAAUAUAAACGUUUCUUCUUCUUUCUCUUGUUGGUGCUCUUUAAAAACUCACACUGCAUAAUAAGGGAUGCUGGAAUUUAGGUUUUUAGGGGGGUUCUUGUUUGUUUUAUAUCAAAUGUCAAGCUUCUCGAGUGCUCCAACAUUUGCUUGUUUUGCUUCAUUUAUUUUGUAGUCCAUUUUAGGAAAGACGUAGAAAAAGCAUAAAAAUACAUUCAGCCAACUAAAUAAAACUUUCACGUAUCCCAUAAUUAUUAAGAAAAACUGAAUCCCGAGACUUUACAAGUUUGAGGGGUUUUUUCCAUGUAAGCAUGAAUUUCCCAAAAAAAGUUUCAAACCAAAGAUGAAUGUCCUCAGGCCUGUGGAUGCUCAGUGUUUGCCUGGAUGAAUCUGCUGUGCUCCUGAUGCUAUUUAAAGAGGUUUUAACCACUGUUCCACCUGUCAAACACAAUUUAAAAUAAAUAAAUAAAAAAUUUAAACAAAUCAAAAAGGGGAAUUCAAAUUGAAGAUAAAUGUUGUUCUCAUGGGCCAUGUACACUCUAACCAAGUUUUUUUUUUUUCAUUUAUUAUUCUUUUUGUCAUGAGUUUGAGUUUUAUGGUAGUUCCACCUGAUUUGCUUUACUUGUAUUCAAGCAAUGCAGAACAUUUUACUGUGACAGGAAGUGGCCUAUAUCCGCACACUGCUCACAUUUCCUUCCCUCGCUUCCUUCCCAUUAUAAUUGCAAGGAACAGAAACCUUCCUGAUGUGGUUUACUUUUACUUGCUCCAAUCAACUAUCAGAUGGGGAGAUCAAAGUGAGGUACUGUCAUGGUCCCAGGACUUCUGACCCGAUGUUUUGAGUUUUGACAUUCUGUAUUAAGUUCAUUUGUAUUCUUAAGAUCCCUAGGUUUUCUGUUCAGUAUUGGUUAUUAGAUCCCCCCCCCCCCCCCCGUGUUGUCGUCUGUCUCUCCCUCUGUGUGACAAUGCAUAUAUUGAUUUGAGUUAUCGUGCUUUGCUUCCACUCCUUGUGUCCCGUGUUUUUGUUUUUUUCUUUCCAUCGUGUUUUCUCUCUCUCUCUCUCUCUCUCUCUCUCUCUCUCUCUCUCUCUCUCUCUCUCCUCCCCGCUCUGUCGUGUUCCACGUGUGCUUCCACUUCCCUCGUUACCUUCUGUGUAUUUAUGUCAGCGUCCCCCUCUGUUCUGUGUUGCGUCGUCCCUCAUGGUUGUGUGCGUUUCCUUGUGUCUCCCCUGUGCCUUAGCUUUCUCCUUAGCUAUAGUUUUGUAUCGCUCUUUGUGUUCCUGUUAAUAAAGCCCUGCCUUUUGAGUUCA